CUCUUACGAACACACAUACAUCAUGGAUCUAUUAGAUAUUUCGGAAAUUGAUGACGAGUUUUUACAGGCGUUUCUCGAGUCAAACGCCUUACCGGAAAAUUUAGUGCAUUUGAAUAGUGGUGAGUUAAAUUUGUGUAUACAGUCCGCUAAUCACGUUAAUAAUGAAGCUGAUAAAAUUCUUAGGGGAUUUGGAAUCGCGGCAUCUCCAAAUCAAUCAUUUUUACUUCAAGAUUUUGAUGAAAGUUUGUUUGACGGUUUCCCGCAAGUUGGCGCAGGUAUAGUCCAUAAUAAUAUCAACGCAGAUCGAGAUGAUGAUCAAGGACUUCAUGCUGCAUUAGGCGAGAAUAUUGUUGAGAAUGAAGAGGAAAUCGCAAAUGCUCAAAACGUAGACGUUGAAGAUGAUAGUCUUAAUCAGCAAAUAAUUUAAAUUUUCAACGGAGUCAAACGCCUCAACAGGUAUAGAGUAAAUAGUCAUGUUAUGAAGUUUCGGAUAGCUCCUGUACCGAUUGGAUCUAAUGCAGUACGGUAGACUAUAAAAGCCUUCCAGGAAGUGUAUGCUGAAAUAAUAGAGGCUGGAGGAGCUGGAAAUAACCGAUUCUGCUUGAGUUUUCGAUUUGAUGGAAUGCAGGGUAAUGAUGCUUAUCAAAGUAUGAGACCAAUAGCAGGAUACGAACUUGACCAGCUGUGGAAUUUAGUAAAUAAAAUUUCACAAAGUGCAGGAGAAUUUAAUGUCCCUAAUACGUUUCAAAUUAAAUUACACGUAGUUAAAGCAA
Messenger RNA from Microplitis mediator, 773 nucleotides. RefSeq lists its product as uncharacterized. Lineage: Eukaryota; Metazoa; Arthropoda; Insecta; Hymenoptera; Braconidae. The transcript is spliced from 2 exons. Bases 23 to 427 code for a protein of 134 amino acids. The record is from RefSeq and is a predicted model, not a curated record.